GAUACCACAAAUCCAAUAAUAAUCCUGGAAUAUGCUAAUGUAUGCUCUUACAUCAUCACACACACUUCCAAAUUGGAACCUUCCAUGCCUCCAUUAUUUAUCCCCCUUUUCCACAUUACAAACCACAAACCAAAACCAUUGAUAAAUCUACAAUGGAACCGCCACAUUUCGUAAUGUUCCCCUUCAUGGCUCAAGGACACCUGAUUCCCGCCGUCGACAUCGCCAAGAUGCUGGCCAAGCGCGGCGUCACGGUCUCGAUUCUCGUGACACCGAAGAACGGGUGCAGAGUUAAGAAAGUGGUGGACCGUGCCAUCGCCUCCGGGCUGAGCAUCCGCGUGUUCCACCUCAGGCUUCCCUGCGCGGAGGCCGGGCUGCCCGAGGGCUGCGAGCAUUUUGACACGCUGCCGUCCAAGGACCACGUGCUGAACUUCUUCAAGGCCACCGCCAUGCUGCGGGACCAGGUCCAGGAUUUUAUCGCCCGAGUUAAUCCCACUUGCCUGAUAGCCGACAUGUGCUUUCCCUGGGCCACCGAUGUCGCCACACAGCUGGGAAUCCCACGCCUCGUCUUCCAUGGCACCAGCUGCUUCUCCCUCUCCUGUGUAAACUUGUUAGAAAACUCUUCGUUUUUCGAAGGUAUAGCUUCUGAUACAGAAUAUUUCGUGGUGCCUGGAUUGCCCCACCGGAUCGAGAUCACUAAAAUCCAGGCCAGGGGCUCUGUUCAGGAGCUCAAUCCGGAAUCGGUCGAGAUCCGGAAGCAGAUCUUCAACUCCGAGGAAGACGCGGCCGGAACGGUGGCCAACACCUUCCAGGAGCUGGAGAGUGAAUACAUCAACAAAUACGCUAAUAUCAAAUCCAAAAAGGUGUGGUGCAUUGGACCGGUUUCGCUCUGCAACGUGGAGGAGUCCGACAAGGCAGAGCGAGGAAACACGGCAGCAAUUGAAGGGCACGAGUGCUUGAAAUGGCUGGAUUCCCACGCGCCGGGAUCUGUUAUCUACGUCUGCCUCGGGAGCAUAUCGCGCGUGGGCGACGUGCAGCUCAUGGAGAUGGGACUAGGCCUGGAGGCCACCAACCGCCCCUUCGUGUGGGUGAUAAGGAAUGCCUCAGACGCGUUCGAGUCGUGGCUGUCGGAGGAGAAAUUCGAGGAGCGGGUGGGAGGGAGGGGGCUUUUGAUCCGGGGGUGGGCGCCACAGGUGCUGAUACUGUCGCACCGGGCAACAGGGGGGUUCGUGACGCACUGUGGGUGGAACUCGACUCUGGAGGGGGUGAGCUCGGGGGUGGGGAUGAUCACGUGGCCUGUGUUCGCGGAGCAGUUCUGCAACGAGAAGUUCAUCGUGGGCGUGAUCAAGACGGGGGUGAGAGUUGGGGUGGAGGUGCCUGUGCAGUUGGGAAUGGACGAGAGUGGUGAAGUGCAGGUGAAGAGGGAUGAUGUGAAGAGAGCGAUUGAUGAGUUGAUGGAUGGAGGAGUGGAGGGGGCGGAGAGGAGAGAGAGGGCUCGGAGGCUCGGAGAGGCAGCGAAGAGAGCGGUGGAGGAAGGAGGGUCGUCUCAGGUUAGCAUGACGGAGCUUAUGCAAGAUAUGGUGCGGCUCAAGGCCAGCUACUCCGAUAAAUCUCUGGAUGCUACUAAAUUAGAUGAAAUUUCUUCUCUAAUUUCUACUCCAGUUAACUAGAACAAAAUUUGUGUUGCUCAUUCAAAUUUCUUUUUCUUUUUCUUUUGGGAAUUCCCUAGUUUCUUUGUUUUACAUGUUGCAAUAAUAUCACUGUCGUUUUAUCUGUUCUAGACAAAAAAAAACAUUGCAUGCU
This is a messenger RNA of Salvia splendens (bonfire salvia), 1800 nucleotides long. Its product is annotated as UDP-glycosyltransferase 73C4. Lineage: Eukaryota; Viridiplantae; Streptophyta; Magnoliopsida; Lamiales; Lamiaceae. The record is from RefSeq and is a predicted model, not a curated record. Bases 42 to 1667 code for a protein of 541 amino acids. Gene Ontology annotation, molecular function: UDP-glucosyltransferase activity. The transcript has a single exon.